Messenger RNA from Phanerochaete carnosa HHB-10118-sp, 2863 nucleotides. RefSeq lists its product as uncharacterized. The record is from RefSeq and is a predicted model, not a curated record. Gene Ontology annotation, molecular function: peroxidase activity; heme binding. NCBI's taxonomy places the organism in Eukaryota, Fungi, Basidiomycota, Agaricomycetes, Polyporales, Phanerochaetaceae. Bases 74 to 2863 code for a protein of 929 amino acids. Gene Ontology annotation, biological process: response to oxidative stress. The transcript is spliced from 11 exons.
CGCCUGCUCCCGUGAGCCUCGCAAGUCAGAAUCCAGCCCCGGCGCAUUCGACGUGCCGGCUGACUGACCCCGGAUGCAUUUUGUGGACGUUGACAUCGACGGCUCCAUGCUAUCGGUGCUCUACAACUCCCGUUGCAUCCUUGACUCUGCCGUUGGUAUCCUCGGCGACACUUCCAAUGGACUCACCCCGCCAUCUUGCCCCAAGCUAACUCAAGGAGGUCGGCUCUCUCGCUCAGAGAUGAUUAGGGACACGAUUUCGAAAUUCUUGUCUGCCACGGACCUCGUUGCACUCGCCAACAGGCCGCUGCCAAAUGCUCCAGAUGGGAAGUACCCGUAUCAAGUGCAGCCAAAGCAGACUGCGCCUCAGUCAGGGCCCACCGCCGCAUACAAGGCGACACACUCGAGGUUGACGCUUCUGAUGCAGAAGCUGCAGACGAUAUUCGAGCACGGCCCCCCUGUCCACGAUCCAGGGAAUUUCAUAAAAGCGGCCCUGCAAGCCUUCGAGAACCCCGAUGCGAUCAACGACCGCAAAGACCUCUUCGUCGACCUGCUCAGCGCGCUCUGCAAGCUCCCACAGGACACAGAGUUUUCCAAGGAGGCGAACGGCAAGGCCAUCGCCUUUCUCUACAACUCGCUCCCGCACCCGCCCGCGAUGUACGUCGGCUCCGACCCGUCUGGGUCGGUACCAUGGACCGAGGCGAACGCGUCGACACCUGCAGCGCCAGCGACGUCCUGGGGCGCGAACGGCGCGCCGUCAGGCUCAGAACCAUCGAAAGGCUCAGACGCACCGACACCGCGCGCGCCGUGGGCGUUCCGCAGCGCCGACGGGAGCGGGAAUAACGUCUGGCGGCCUGCGCUGGGUCAGUCCGGCCGGCCGUACGCGCGCGACGUCGAGAGCGAGCAGCCGCUGCCGGCGAACGUCCUUCCGGACCCGGGGCUCGUGUUCGACGCCCUGCUCCGGUCUCGCGGCGACUUCAAGCCGCACCCCGGACGCAACUCGUCGCUGACGUUCGCGUUCGCGUCCCUCGUCACGCACACGCUCUUCCGCACUGCCCCGACGGACAUGACGGUGAACAACACGACGUCGUACCUCGACCUGUCGCCGCUGUACGGCACGACCCAGGCCGAGCAGGACCUCGUGCGGAACAGGGGCGCGGGGCGCGGGCUGCUGUGGAACGACGCGUUCGCCGAGGACCGCCUCGUGCUCGUCCCGCCCGCGGCGAGCGCGCUCCUGGUCCUUUUCAGCAGGAACCACAACUACACCGCAAAUAUGCUGCUGAAGAUCAACGAGCGCGGACGGUGGAAGGACCCGCCGCCGUCGGACCCGGCGCAGCGGGCGCAGCAGGACGAAGAGAUCUUCCAGGUCGCGCGGAACGUCAACUGCGGUCACUUUAUGGCGAUGAUCUUUGGCGAUUAUGUCGGCGGAUUCUUGGGCCUGCCGCGCGACGGUCUGGCCUGGAGUAUGAACCCUUUUGACCCCAUCAAGACGCCGAGUGGCGAGGUCGUUGGGCGUGGUGAGGGCAACCAUGUUUCUGUCGAGUUCAACCUGCUGUACCGCUGGCACGCAACGAUAGCAGAAAAGGACAUUGGCUGGACGAAAAAACUCUUCACCGGAGUGUUCCCCGGCAAAGACCCCGAGAAGCUGCAGCCCAGCGAUUUCAUUGCCGCAGUCGGACGCUCGUGGAGCUCCCUUGUGGACCCAAAUCCGCGCACGCGAACAUUCAACGGGCAGGUUUUCUCGACCUUCCCAACGCUUGAGCGCGGCCCCGACGGCGCCUUCGCAGACGACGCUCUCGCCGACAUCCUCCAGACGGCGACCGAGAGCGUCGCGGGCGCGUACCGCGCACGGGGCCACCCCGCCGUCCUGCGCGUCAUAGAGACGAUGACCAUCGAGCAGGGCCGACAGUGGGGCAUGUGCUCGAUGAACGAGUUCCGCACGUUCCUCGGCCUGAAGCCGUUCGCGGACUUCGAGGACUGGAACCGGGACCCCGCGAUCGCAGGCGCGGCGCGGCAGCUGUACGGACACAUCGACUACCUCGAGCUGUACCCCGGCAUCCAGGCCGAGGAGACGAUGCCGCUCGGCCCCGGGUCGGGCAUCUGCUGCGGCUACACGAUGACGCGCGCGAUCCUCGCAGACGCCAUCGCGCUCGUGCGCGGAGACAGGUUCUACACGACCGACUACACGCGUAAGGCGCCCUCGCGUUUCUUUUUUUUUGUCCCCGACGCGACGCUGACUGUGUUCUUGUCGCAUCCAGCUGCGAACCUGACCUCGUGGGGCUUCCAAGACUGCGCGCGCGACCCGAACAACGGCGCGUUCGGCGGCGCGCUGCCGAAGCUGCUCAUGCGCCACCUUCCGAGGCACUACCCUGGAGAUAACAUAUAUUCGCUCUUCCCGUUCUACACGCCGGCCGCAAUGAAGGAGAACCUGGCCAGGCUCGGGAUCGCGGACCAGUACUCGGGCUUGGACGGCAGGCGCCCGCAGGUGCUGCCGGUCCCGAAGGUCGUCGAUACCAUCGAGGGCCUCGUACAUGUGCUCGCGGACGCCGAUAAGUUUGGGACGCCGUACACACGUAACAUGAAGCUCCUGACGGAGGACUACGGCUUCUUCCUAAACUUUGACGAGCAGGACAAACAUGCGAAGGACAAGGCGUGGGCCGCACACGCGCUGUUCCCCAAGGGCCGGGAGUCGUUUGAGGACCACAUGCAGGCAUACAAGAGCAUCACCGAAGGCCUCGUCAAGGACUACUCGUAUAACAUCGACGGCAUCCCUGGCACACGCGUCGAUAUCGUGGGCAACGUCAUCAACCUCAUCGCCGUGCGGUGGGUUUCGGACUACCUGGUCGGUUUCUCCCGGUUUUGUUGA